AGCUAAAGACCAAUCUCUUGGCCUGCAACCGCUUCAAAGGCCCACACACAGCUGAAAAAAUCUGUGACCAAUUUGAGGCAAUAUGUGAUGAAUACAACAUCAAAGAUAAAUUGGACUACAUUAUUAGUGACAAUGCUGCUAACAUGCGAAAAGCAUUCACUGUGUGCUUCCCCAGUGAACAAGAGGAUGACGAUGACGGAGAUCAUCUUGAUGACCCUGAGCUCUGGUGUGACUUAACCCUGGAAGAUCAGCAAACGGUACAUGCUGCUAUGGCAAAGAAACAGCGCUUGCAGUGUUUUGCGCACACUCUUCAGCUGGUGGUGGGAGACGGUUUGAAAGAAACAAAAGUGGUAUCUCCUUCUCUUUCAAAGUUAUCAAAACUUAGCUCACUGCUGCACACAAGCACAACCUUCAAAGAUGUGUUUGAUACUGAAUUUGGGGAACAGAAAGGCAUCCCUGCUGCAGUCAACACAAGAUGGAACUCAACACUGAGGCAAGUGAAGGGAGUUCUCCAGUGUGAUCAUCUAAAGCUCUGUGCUGUUCUAGAAAAGGCUGGACAUAAGGAGCUGUCAUUUACACCACGGGAGUGGAAUCUGUUGAAGGAGUUGGUGGACAUCUUGAAGCCGUUUGGAGAAGCAACUGAUUUGACACAGGGGGAGAGGGUCGUCACAAUCAGUGCUGUUGUUCCAUCCGUCUUGUCCCUCAAUCACCACCUUGAGAAGCUGAAGCCUCAAGUCCGUUUCCUGAGCGGCCUGGUCAGAAGUCUCCAGGCAUCCCUGAACAAAAGAUUUCUUGGGAUCUUCAUCAACGUGAAAAUGGCCAGGACACAAGAGGGAUCACUGCCCCCUUUUCAGACCCAGUCUACCUCAAAGCAGCUGCCUUGGAUCCAGCCUUUUCUCUGCUGUGGGUGGAGCCCCAUGUGCUGGUCAAUCGUGACAUCAAGGCAGAGGUAGCACAACGAGUUAAAGAAUUGAUCCUGCAAGAUGCUGCAGAGACUGAGCAAC
This is a messenger RNA of Myripristis murdjan (pinecone soldierfish), 1004 nucleotides long. Its product is annotated as zinc finger BED domain-containing protein 4-like. The coding region runs from base 144 to 953 and encodes 269 amino acids. Gene Ontology annotation, cellular component: nucleus. The transcript is spliced from 2 exons. The record is from RefSeq and is a predicted model, not a curated record. NCBI's taxonomy places the organism in Eukaryota, Metazoa, Chordata, Actinopteri, Holocentriformes, Holocentridae. Gene Ontology annotation, biological process: regulation of transcription by RNA polymerase II.